Molecule: messenger RNA, 861 nt
Organism: Teleopsis dalmanni
Lineage: Eukaryota; Metazoa; Arthropoda; Insecta; Diptera; Diopsidae
Exons: 4
Coding region: 112-771 (219 amino acids)
Source: RefSeq, a predicted model, not a curated record
AUAUAUAUUUUGUGACGAUAAGCGGAAGAAGUUUUAUUUUGACUUAAUUUUAUUUACUGAAAUUAAGGUUUUAUUUAGCGUAGUACAUUUCUUCCUAUCACUUUGAAAAUUAUGGAGGGAAAAUUAUCAGAGCCAAUAGCGACGGAACCAAAGGGAUGGAAUAAAAUGAGAGCUAUAUAUGAAUCUCGCAUAUAUGUAGCUGAGUCUAAUUUAGCUGAGGAGAAAGAAAAAAAUAAAAUUUUGAAAGCUAGAUUAGAUCAUCUUUUGUAUAUAAUCAACACUAAUGAAAAUCAGUGUGUGCAUGAAAGAGAAAGAGAAAAAAUAAAUCAAAAUGUGAAUGCAUCUCUCCAGCAGCUUGAAACAAAAUUAAAAAUAAAUGUGUCUAAUCAAGAAAAAUUGGCUACCUCUGUUAAGUCAAUUAAAAAUGAAGUCGAAAAAUAUAUUGAAGAUAUAAAAGAGAUCCAAGAAGAACUUAAGAACAGAGAAGAUUUUCAAGAAGAUACAUCCAUAGAUGCAGAGGUCGAGAUGCAAGAAAUAUCACUUAAGAACAGAGAAGAUUUGCAAGAAGAUAUAUCCAUAGAUGCAGAGGUCGAGAUUCAAGAAAUAUCAAUUUGUUCAUUGGUCCAAGAAUUGCAAGAUGAAAAAAAGAAUAGCUAUGCAAAUUUAAUUAAAAAUGUAUUCGUUGAAUGUUGCACAUAUUUCAAGAAUAUUCCGAUCCAUCACUUUGUGUUAAAUGAAGUAGUGAGUUUUUGCUUGAAUGGUUUGAAGUAAUUUUUCUGGAAAAACUCUUCGUAACCCUUUUUUGCAUACUUCAAAAUUCAAAAAAUAAUUUUUACCAAAAACGGAACAAAAAAAUUCACA